Messenger RNA from Tachyglossus aculeatus (Australian echidna), 315 nucleotides. It is a transcript of the gene SNORC, whose product is annotated as secondary ossification center associated regulator of chondrocyte maturation. Gene Ontology annotation, biological process: cartilage development. Bases 1 to 315 code for a protein of 104 amino acids. The transcript has 3 exons. NCBI's taxonomy places the organism in Eukaryota, Metazoa, Chordata, Mammalia, Monotremata, Tachyglossidae. Gene Ontology annotation, cellular component: cell periphery. The record is from RefSeq and is a predicted model, not a curated record.
AUGGGCGAUAAGCGAUUCAAGCUCAAGUACCCCGUGGGCCCCGCUCCGACUCUGUGGAACGAGGCGCCAGAAUUGCCGUCGGGCGAAGGACCGCCGGAACCCACCGGCGCGGCCUACGUGUCGGAGCCCACCGGCCUCCCGCUCUCCACGUCGGAGUACGAGCCCGAGGAUACCACCCACCUGCACCGGCUGGAUGAGGGCAGUGGUUCUCUGGGGCCAGGAGCCAUUGCGGCCAUUGUGAUUGCAGCUCUGCUGGGCACCUCCGUGAUUGUGGCACUGAUUGUCAUCACUCUGAGAAAAUUCUCCACUUCCUGA